Telopea speciosissima is the source of this 3997-nucleotide messenger RNA. Its product is annotated as protein GIGANTEA. Lineage: Eukaryota; Viridiplantae; Streptophyta; Magnoliopsida; Proteales; Proteaceae. Gene Ontology annotation, biological process: regulation of circadian rhythm; regulation of long-day photoperiodism, flowering; response to stress. The record is from RefSeq and is a predicted model, not a curated record. Gene Ontology annotation, cellular component: nucleus. The transcript is spliced from 14 exons. The coding region runs from base 201 to 3722 and encodes 1173 amino acids.
AACAGACGGAAGUUCAUCUAUACUUCAGAGUGAUUCUCCAGUCGUAAAUUAUUUUUUUCAAAGAGGUGGAGAGGUUCUCUGCUUCGAACGUCAGAUAUCAUGACUCUUGAUUGAUCACUGCCGGAGACUAUAGCGUGCUUUGGUUCUUUAGCGUUGAUACUUAUUAUAAGCGUAGAGAUUUUUCUCUCAUAGAAAUUACUAUGGUGAUCACAAGCGAAAGUUGGAUCGAUCAUCUUCAGUUCUCCUCGUUGUUCUGGCCCUUGCCCCAAGAUGCUCAACAGCGGCAGGUUCAAAUUACUGCUUAUGUUGAUUAUUUUGGUCAAUUCACAUCAGAAAGGUUUCCUGAAGACAUUGCCGAGAUAAUCCAGAGUCAUUAUCCAUCCAAGGAAAAAUGCCUUCUUGAUGAUGUUUUGGCAAUGUUUGUGCUCCAUCAUCCAGAACAUGGGCAUGCUGUUGUCCAUCCAAUUAUUUCCUGUAUAAUUGAUGGUACAUUGGUGUACGACAAGCAUAGUCCUCUAUUUAGUUCUUUCAUUUCUUUGAUGUGCCCAAGCAGUGAGAAUGGAUAUUCUGAACAAUGGGCUCUGGCAUGUGGAGAAAUUUUACGGGUAUUAACUCACUAUAAUCGGCCAAUUUACAAAGUUGAAAAUCAGAACAGUGAAGCAGAGAGAAGCAGUAGUGGCAGCCAUGCCACGACAAGUAACUCUUCUGGGAGGGAAGCCUCUUAUUCAUCUUUGCAGCAACAUGAGAAAAAACCUAUCCGGCCGUUGUCUCCCUGGAUUGCUGAUAUAUUGCUUGCUGCACCUCUGGGUAUUAGAAGUGAUUAUUUCCGUUGGUGUGGUGGGGUCAUGGGUAAAUAUGCAGCUGGAGGAGAACUGAAACCACCUACAACUGCUUCUGGGCGUGGAUCUGGGAAGCAUCCCCAGCUUCUGCCAUCGACUCCCAGAUGGGCUGUUGCUAAUGGUGCUGCUGUUAUACUAAGUGUAUGCGAUGAGGAAGUUGCACGGUAUGAGACUCCCACUCUAACUGCUGCUGCUGUACCUGCACUUUUGCUUCCUCCUCCAACAACAGCUUUAGAUGAGCAUCUAGUUGCUGGGUUGCCAGCUCUUGAGCCAUAUGCACGCUUAUUUCAUCGAUAUUAUGCCAUUGCCACUCCAAGUGCCACCCAAAGACUUCUACUUGGACUUCUUGAAGCUCCACCAUCAUGGGCUCCAGAUGCACUUGAUGCUGCUGUGCAGCUUGUGGAACUGCUCCGAGCAGCCGAAGAUUAUGCAUCUGGUGGCAUGAGGCUUCCAAGGAACUGGAUGCAUUUACAUUUCUUGCGGGCAAUUGGGACUGCAAUGUCCAUGAGAACAGGUAUUGCUGCAGAUGCUGCUGCAGCUUUACUUUUUCGAGUACUUUCGCAGCCUGCGCUGCUAUUUCCUCCUUCAAGGCAAGCUGAAGGAGUUGAAGUUCAACAUGAAUCUCUGGGUGGUUAUAUUUCAUUCCACAGAAAGCAGAUAGAAGUUCCUGCUGCUGAAGCAACUAUUGAGGCCACUGCCGAAGGGGUUGCAUCAAUGUUUUGUGACCAUGGCCCAGAAGUAGAAUGGAGAAUUUGUACAAUCUGGGAAGCUGCUUAUGGCUUGAUUCCCUUAAGUUCAUCAGCUGUUGAUCUACCUGAAAUCAUAGUGGCAACACCACUGCAGCCUCCUGUUUUGUCAUGGAGCCUGUACUUACCACUCCUUAAGGUCUUAGAGUAUCUUCCUCGAGGAAGUCCAUCUGAAGCAUGUCUCAUGAGGAUAUUUGUUGCUACAGUGGAAGAAAUUCUUCGGCGAACAUUUCCACCUCAAUCCUCAAAAGAACUAAUAAGAAAAUCAACAUAUAUUUUUGAAGUUGGGUACACAUCCAAGAACCUUGCAGUGGCUGAGCUCCGUACAAUGGUCCAUUCAUUGUUCUUAGAAUCAUGUGCCUCUAUUGAGCUUGCGUCGCGCCUGUUGUUUGUUGUGUUAACUGUGUGUGUCAGUCAUGAAGCCCAGCCCAAUGGGAGCAAGAAACCCAGAGGAAGUGAUACUUAUCCUCCUAAUGAAGUUGCUGAGGACUGGCAGUUAUUAAAUGAGAAGCAAAGGGACAUGAGAACUAGGAAAGUAAAAAAGCAGGGACCUGUCGCAGCUUUUGAUUCUUAUGUUCUGGCUGCUGUUUGUGCUUUGUCCUGUGAACUUCAGUUGGUCCCAUUAAUUUCAAAGAUUGGCAAAAGUUCAGAUUGUAAGGAGCUAUUAACUGCAUCCAAGCCUAUGAAAGUAAAUGGAUCUCCAAAUGAUUUUCGAAAUGGUAUUGGUGCUGCCAUUUACCAUACACGUAGGAUAUUAGGAAUUUUAGAGGCACUUUUUUCAUUGAAACCAUCUUCUGUUGGCACAUCAUGGAGUUACAGUUCCAAUGAGAUAGUAGCUGCAGCAAUGGUUGCUGCUCAUGUGUCUGAACUAUUUAGACGGUCAAAAGCCUGCAUGAAUGCUUUAUCUAUCUUGAUGCGAUGCAAAUGGGAUAAUGAAAUUUUCACUAGGGCCUCUUCACUCUAUAACCUCAUUGACAUCCAUGGUAAAACUGUUGCUUCCAUUGUCCACAAAGCAGAACCACUAGAAGCUCAGUUGGUGCAAGCACCAUUAUGGAAAGAAGCCCCUGUAUGUUUGUCUACUAAAAAUCAAGGAAAUUGUUCAAACACUAACUGCUUUGGACCAGAGCGCUCCUCGUGUGUAGGUAAUAAUGGCCCCAUGUCUUCCAAAACUUUCCUUAAAUGUGAGAAAGCAUCGCUCUCAAUUGAUGCUACAGAAAAUAACUUGGGGAAAUGUAUAGCAAGUUUAUCAAUGGAUGCUUCAGAGUUGGCCAAUUUCCUGACAAUGGACAGGCACAUAGGAUUUAAUUGCAGUGCACGAGUUCUUCUACGCACUGUACUUUCAGAGAAACAGGAGUUAUGCUUCUCAGUUGUUUCACUUCUGUGGCACAAGUUGAUUGCAUCACCAGAAACACAGCUGAGUGCUGAGAGCACUUCUGCCCAACAGGGGUGGAGACAGGUAGUUGAUGCAUUAUGUAAUGUUGUUUCAGCAUCUCCAACAAAAGCAUCAACUGCUAUUGUUCUUCAGGCGGAGAGGGAAUUGCAACCUUGGAUUGCUAGCAAUGAUGAGCAUGGUCAAAAGAUGUGGGGAAUUAACCAGAGAAUACUAACACUAAUUGUGGAGCUUAUGAGAAAUUAUGAUAUCCCAGAAUCAUUAGUAAUUCUGGCGAGUGCUUCUGAUCUUCUUCUACGUGCCACUAAUGGAAUGCUUGUCGAUGGGGAAGCAUGCACUUUACCACAGCUAGAGCUCCUGGAGGCAACAGCUAGAGCAAUUAGGCUUGUGCUUGAAUGGGGAGAAUCCUGGUUGGCAGUCACAGUUGGCCUUUCAAACCUACUGAAGUGCCGUCUACCAGCUACUGUCCGCUGCCUUUCUCAUCCAAGUGCUCAUGUCCGCGCUCUUAGUACAUCAGUCCUGCGUGAUGUAUUGCUUAUCCCUUCAAUUGAUUCAAAUGCUAAGCAAGAAGACGUACAGGACAUACAAGAUCCGCACUACCAGUACUUGAGUUCGGGCCUCAUCGACUGGCAUGCCGACAUUGAAAAGUGUUUAACAUGGGAUGCUUGUAGCCGGAUUGCGUCUGGAAUGACAAUCAGCUUUCUUGAUUUUGCUGCAAUGGAGUUGGGCUGUACCAUUUCCCUUUGAGAUUAACCAAAGGCUUAUCAAGACCAGCCAUUGCCAAAUUUAUCACACAGGAUCAGGCCCUGCUAAUUGUAUUACAAUAGUUUCUAAUCCAUUAGCAUCCGACCACCAAUGUAACGUAAACUUUAGUAUCAGUCAUCAGUGAACUGAAUUUUGGGGUCUUAUGUUCACAUGGACAGAAGCCAGCUGCCAGAGUGACAUUUCCUAUCCAUUUAUAAUCCUUCAUAUGAGAAGAUGGUAUAUGUACAGCAAUGGGGAAGAUGGGGCUGUAUGAUAUA